This is a messenger RNA of Schizophyllum commune H4-8, 876 nucleotides long. RefSeq lists its product as uncharacterized. The transcript is spliced from 2 exons. The coding region runs from base 1 to 876 and encodes 291 amino acids. The record is from RefSeq and is a predicted model, not a curated record. NCBI's taxonomy places the organism in Eukaryota, Fungi, Basidiomycota, Agaricomycetes, Agaricales, Schizophyllaceae.
AUGGACAACAUCCUCUACGCCGUUGACGAGAUCCCGUGCCGCGCGUACGCGGAUGCGGUAUCCGCCUACAUUCGCGAUCCGACUUCGCGCUUUCCGGGCAACCCGCCCGCGAAGUACAACGCGUAUCGCAAGAAGUACCGCCAUGCGCCCCACCCGGACGACUAUCCGCACCUGUUUCGCUCGAGGCACUCCGCACCAGGAGCGACGGGUGGUGCCGCAUACACUGCAGACCACAUCGCCGCGCUCAUGCAGGAGACGCGUGUCACGAUGACACAGGGCUUCGAGCUCGCGAUGGCGAACUCGAGGCGCUACGAGCGUUCGCCGCGCCCCUCACGCCAGGACGGGCGACGGGACGCGAGGCGAGACGACGCACGCACGGCCGAAGCGCGGGCUGCUGACGCUGCUGCCAACAAGGCCAGGCGCAACGCGGCGCGCAACGCACGCAACCGCGCCCGCCGUGCGGCACGCAGGGAAGCCCAGCAGGCCGCUGGACAGGAUGGUGAGCAGCCAGAUGACGUUGACGACGACACUCGCCGUCUCUUCGACCUGCACCUAUGGCAGCCUUUCCUGACGAUGCUUGCAGGAUUCUCGGACACCCCGAUGGCCGCUACCGAGCCUGCCACGGAGUCCGCUCCUCCCGCGACGACCCCGGACUUUCCUCGCGCCUCUAACGCGCCAGCCAGCGCGGAAUCCGAGUCCGACCUGAGCAACACGAUCAGCCGGUUCGGAGGUCUCAACGUCGCAUCGAGCAGCCAGACUUCCCCUGACGGACCGUCCAUGUCUGAGGAGGACUACGAGAAGAUGCUUGACGAAGAGCCUUCGAACCCCACCCCGGACGGUGACGCCGUCAUGGACGACGCUGGCGCGGCCGCGUAA